CAGCACUAUAGUCUCGAACUUUUCCGCAACCGCUUUGCCUCGUGCUUUCCUCGGCGUGUCGCCCGGAGUCUGGAUUACGCAGUGUUGUGGUUCCGCGGCGGCGGCGUGGCCUGCCACCCAGCGAGCGUGCGUCGACUGUUCGCGCAUGCGCUGUUUGCUCGCCUGUUUCGGCAUAGUGUGCUCUGCAGGCUUCCAGCAACCGUCAAUUUUUCUGUGCGUCCAGCCAAGACAAGGAGAGUUCGGACGCAGGUACGCCAGCAGCGCACCAUAUUUGCGUCGGAUGUGCGGGCCACAUCAUCCAUCAUCGUCACUGACGUGAGCCCGCCGGGGUCAGCGCAGCGAGCGGCCUCUCCUCCAUUGGAUGGCGUCAGUCACGUGAUAUGCUAAUCCUUACCGGCGGGGCGGAGCCAUGGCGCAGCUCGGCGACAACCCCAAAGAAAAAUUACUUACAUCCAAUUCAGCCAAAAAUUAAUGAUCAUGAGUUCGUUUUUGAUGAACUCGCCGUCCUAUGUGGACCCGAAAUUCCCACCUUCCGAGGAAUACUCGCAGGGAAACUACAUUCCGAGCCACGGCGGUGACUACUUCGGCCCGCAACAUCACCCGGCGCACCCGGCGUACGGAUUUGGCGCGGCGUCGCACGGCCCGCCGUACGGACCUUCGCCUGAGAACGGUGCUUACACGGCUGCAACGUCACCUCACUAUUACCAGCACUCAUGUUCUGUGACGCAAGCAACUUUAAGUCCUCUGUCGCGGCCUUUGGACCACGCACCCCCACCAAGCAGCCCCGGGUAUGGCCCGCAGGGGUCCGCCCCGGCUGCUCCGAUCCCUCGAUCACCGUCACCUCCACCACCGGCCUCGUCGGCCGGGGGAAUGUUACGGCCUUCGGCGCAAUCGCCACACCACAUCGGACAGAUUCACAGUCCUGGUUCAGUGCAGGCAUCGGACUGUGCUGUUUCUCAAACAGGCCAGCCUGUCAUCUAUCCGUGGAUGAAAAAGGCUCACGUCAAUGCUGGCCGGUCCUUCCUGUUUGCCUCGGACCCAACCAAUGGCACCUUCACCGGCAUGGAACCGAAACGGCAACGGACAGCUUACACAAGGCACCAGAUCCUAGAACUGGAGAAAGAGUUCCAUUUCAACCGGUACCUGACCAGGAGACGCCGCAUCGAGAUCGCCCACUCUCUGUGCCUCUCCGAGCGGCAGAUCAAGAUCUGGUUCCAAAACCGGCGCAUGAAGUGGAAGAAGGACAACAAACUGCCCAACACAAAGAACGUGAAAAAGAACGCGAACCGAGGUGGCCAGCAGAGUCAGCAAGCACACGCACAGAAUCAACAGUCGGACCACACUCCCCCUCACCAACAGACGCCCCCAGGACUGCAAGUGCAGAGUCCAUUAGCGUUAACGCCUCAUCAGCACGCUCACCUACUCAACAACCAUGGCUCGGGCAUCGGGCAUCCGACACAGACACACAUCAUGUCGCCCCUCUCCCAGCCUUCCAUCGACACCAAAAGCGACUAUGGACUCACGGAACUGUGAGCCGUGUGGUGCUAGCAAUUGUGCCGUGUGUGUUGCAGGUGCUGUUCACGCUCUACGAAGAGCAGAUCUCCUCUCAAAAGUUCCUCACAGAACUAUUACGGGUCUCUCGUACACGGACCGAUAGGACCUCAGAGUGCGCUGUUACCGGCGACUGGCCUGGUGCAGCAGGCGUGUGAAUGUUUGUGUCCGCGAUCUGUGUCGUACCUGUAAAUACUUAGACAUAGAGACUGAAGAGUACCCCAGCGUUAAGGUGUAGGUAAAUAUCGUCCACAGUCCACCGCAUCACGCAGGCAUGUCGAACCGUACAGUUCUGUUUACUUUAGUUCCUAUAAGUUAACAUUUCGCCAUCAAAAUAAAACGAAGGAAAGCCUGCUGUGGAUGUAUAGCAAGUAUCUUCAAAGGUAGAAGUCACGAUGAGGUUGAGCAUCCGGUGACGGUUGUUCUUUGAACAGAAUGCCCUCAUUCAGUACACUCCUUUGGUGGCAAAUAUUGUGUGUGCCACUUUUGUUUGCAGAGAUGGGAUCUUCGAAAGCAAGGCACGAGACAGGCAGGCUCACAGGAGACCGAAAUGCAAUAGUAAAGCGGGUGGAUACUCUGAUCCGAAUGACUUGGGAGCUAGACAGAGGAAGACUGAUCACAGCUUAAGUGUCCCCCUUACAUUCUUAAUGCAUCAGAAUUAUUUAUCGGAACUUUUGCACCUGUCCAUGAAGAAGUGUCUCGCUGUCUGUACAACCUUCCGGUAUAUAGUGUCCGUGCGAUCGAAGAGUGACGGUAGUGUACUGCUAACGUUCGAGCCAGAUCUAUUUUGGUAAGGCGCUCUGCUGGUAUGGAGCUCACAAGGGGAACUGUUAAAUUUGUUUAUUGUGUGUGACGAAAGAUACACAUGAAAGCCACACCGCCACACGCUUUGGACUACUUGCUGUGUUCCACUUUAGUAUGUCUGUGCUUGUACAGCGUUAAUUUAUGAGUUUUUGUGAUUUUUGAAAAACAUGAAAUUUGUGAUAUCUUGGGGAAACGUUGGUGUUAGCACGAACCGUCAGGGUGUUCAUUGUCUGUUUAGUUGCCUGGUUAUGCAGCCUUUCCAACGUCAUCGGUCAGAUGUGUUGGUUCAAUUCUACAAGAAUGUCGAAGUUUAGUAGUGACUAAUGAGUAAAUUCAGAAAAAGCCAGCUAUACUCUACCGCAGAGAAAGACAUGAUGACGCCAUGCCCACUUUAUCUCAGGAAUACAAAGUGACGUGCAUGUAAGCAAAAUACUUUUUCAGGAACGAAAUGGCGUUCAGUGAGGUUGCAUUGAUGCAAAAUUGCGCGCAAAAACUAAACCAGAAAGCCAGUUACAAGAUGCUAUAGAUAAUGUUAGACUUUGUGAAGCCCUUCUUGUUCACGUCAUCAUCAUCAUCAUCGUUGUUCGGCUUUAUCAGUGUUAAACAAGAUAAAAUUAUCACAUAACUAGGUAAUGGACGAAUUUUCAACAGUGCAGAAUGCGAUAAUAAAAUUAGGGACGACAACAGAACAGGCGUUAGUACUACACGAGGUCAUAAAUGCGAAAACCACGACUAGCCGGGCAUUACUCUGUGACAAGGGGUUCAUGAAAUAGAUAAGAUAUGCUAGAAACAUAGUUACGAAAUGAAUUUCAGUAUGCUUAGCCGGUGACGAUUUAAUUAGCGUUUACUGGGCGAAUGACUGACGCAUGAUUACGACUUGCAUUUGCGUGAUUGUUAUCUUGGUAAUGAACACGUUUUCAUUCAAUGUACUCAGUACAAAUAUUAUUAGGCGGUGCUACGUCAUAGAAUCAUGGGAUCUUCACGGACGAUAAGAUGCGGGAUGCAAGGUCUCCGUUCUCGUUUUCCUUGCAAACAAUUGCUCAUAAAGAUGCGUAGUAUUGCCUCGAGUAAAAAAAGAAAGAAAUGAUAAUAUUGCUCCUCGUCAGGGAACAAUGCAAGCAGAAGAAUACAGGAAGGAUAGAAUGGAUAAUAUGUGCUAUUGAUGUUCUGGAACAAAGCGUGUACUACUUUUCGUGAGUGCUUAAAUUGUGUACUCAUAACCUCACAAAUCUCCAGGAACUAGUACGAAUGUAGUGUACACCGCGUUGAACGGCAUCCUUGGAAUUCACGCAGGUUCUGUCAGGGAGUCAUUCAUGACAACUUGUUUUACAGUUCAACAAAAAGACAGACAACCGCUCUACGUAACCGAAUAAACAUGCCCGAUAUAACUCCCUCGAACCGCAACGAUAUUAUUUUGAUGAUGAUGAUGAUUGCGGUUGUGUCAUCGCCCAGGGUUAUACUCUACCGCGUUGUUCGGUGAUAAUAUAAUGAUGUGUGUACGUUUGAAAUUCCCUACAUUUUAUAAAAGCUUCUGAAUCAUAAAUACAUUGCAGUAAAAGAAAAGAAAUCGCCGGGUCGGGUGGUGUCCAACAUGUGUCCAUCAGAUGUGUCCAGAUGUGUCCAACAUGUGUUCAUCAGAUCGCAGGAUUUGCCACAAGAUUGUGUGUCGGAUCUUGCGUCGAGUCAUUCGUUACGUUCGGUACGUUGCCACUUAAGACGCAGCGCUCAGCAGUUUCUGUUCAUAUAUUUACACAUUCCAAACUCUGCGGAACUGCAUAGCACUGCCAAAGCAUAACGAAAGGAGUACCUAAAUUCUCUGUGUGAGCGCAUAGGAUGUGUACCGGGGACCUUUACAGUAAAGUGUGGUAACGAGAGAUGUACAAUUGGUGUAAGAAACGUUCAUUCAUAUUAAACCAUUUAAAGGGAAGGGCAUUGCUGUGCUCGUGUUAUUUAAUCGCGUUGGUGAUAUUAUGCUUUGCUCGCGGUGAUUCCAGAAGAGAUUGAUAAACUAACGUGAACCGUGCCGGCGUGCCCAGAGACCUCUUGCACGUUUCCUUUGAGGCUUUCCGGUGAAAAAUGACACAAGUGAAGUGGUGUGUAAAAAGAAAAUGUUGAAAAUGUAAAUAAACGGGAAUUAAUGUGUGAGAAGAAGAGCACUUUGAUAUUGCAAUAUAUGAGUAACACCAUUUUGCUGCGUGAAAAAUAAAUAGCAGCAUUCGCCCCAAAAACAGUCCAGUUGAAGUUGAAAAGCAAUGAAAGGGACAUGCAACUCAUGUGGUGCGAUGUUGACUAAGGUAAAUGUGGGUUAUGCACCAAUUCAAAUGUAUGCAGACAUUCUGUGAAAGAUGACGUAACUCGUGUCCUUUUGCCAUGGUCAUGCAGAAAACAAAAUCAAGAUUACCGAAAGUAACGGCCGGCGUUCGAGUGCUUACGCUAUGUAUUAUGUAAGUAUGUGUUGUAGGCAUGUUUUUGUUUUAAUUUUGUUUUCCUGAGGUAUUUGUGAAUGUUGUACAGAAACGAGACUAUUUCGAAUGCAAGCCAAUAAAACAGAAGAUGAAGCGA
Ornithodoros turicata is the source of this 4917-nucleotide messenger RNA. Its product is annotated as homeobox protein Hox-B4-like. Lineage: Eukaryota; Metazoa; Arthropoda; Arachnida; Ixodida; Argasidae. The coding region runs from base 472 to 1533 and encodes 353 amino acids. The record is from RefSeq and is a predicted model, not a curated record. Gene Ontology annotation, cellular component: nucleus; nucleoplasm. Gene Ontology annotation, molecular function: DNA-binding transcription factor activity, RNA polymerase II-specific; RNA polymerase II cis-regulatory region sequence-specific DNA binding. Gene Ontology annotation, biological process: anterior/posterior pattern specification; positive regulation of transcription by RNA polymerase II. The transcript is spliced from 2 exons.